GUCGUGAUCCCUCAGUCAAUCGGCGUGGUGUCGCCCUUUACCUCCCUCUGGGCGAUUUGGAACACAGAUUGCGUUUUAGAUUCAGUUCCGCUCUGCUGCUUUCGAGUGCGUUUCGUCUUGGCGUAGUUGGCCGGGAGGCUGGGAUCAGCGGGCUGCAGCUGCUGAGACGAGGAGUUUUCCCAAACGUCGUCGGCGAACGUCACCUUGCUUCGUGAUUUAUUGUGGUGUGCACGUCUGGGCUUUCAUUCUCCUAGUGAUCUAAUCUCGAGCAGCGAUGACGGCAGGGCGGGCUACCUGCACGGCCGAGACGAUGGAGCGUGUACCGUGUUGCAAGCUGCAGCUCGCUGUUCUCUAGGUUGACUAACGGACGUCUGUAGUUGCGUUCGUGAGCAAGCAGGUGGACGCUUUGCGUAGUCUUAUGGUAUCGCUGGAGUUGUACGCCUUGCAGGUUGGGAGCUGUUUCAUCAGGGCGGGAUAGUCAGCUGUGAAGAAGAACGGAUCACAAUGGAUUCGGGGAGUGCGUUGAUGCAGCAGCAGAUGUAUGGCUUGUCUGGAGUCUGUGAUGUGGGAUGCUGGAAGAAAGGACGGGUAGCCCGGGUGCAGCGUAAGGUGCGGUUGCCUCGUGGACAGAACUUGCAAUGCUGGUCCAACCGGCCGAUGGAGCUAUCGACCAGCGUCAGCAUGAAGGUGCGCGCUGUGCGGGAGGGGAUGGUGGCGGAAUCUUCUGUAACAGAGCCGCGGAAUGGUGCACACACAGUGCCAGCGGGUUUACGGAUUGAAAGCACGCCGACCAAUUCGUACAUAGGCUAUGGCUAUGUAGAUGAGGAGAACUUUUACAGGGAACGCUUUGUUGUGCGUUUCUCAGAAGUCGGUGAUCGAGGGACUAUGUCACUGGAGAUGCUAGCUUCGUUACUGCAGGAAGCUGCGUGCAAUCAUGUUGUUAAGAUUGGUUAUGGAGCCUUCGCGGGAAGGGACGAUCGGCUUAUUACUGUUACAACACGAAUGCAUAUCGAAGUUGAUCGAUAUCCUGUGUGGCAAGACCUUUUGGAAAUUGACACUUGGUAUUGCACGGAGGGGAGAAAUGCUGUUAGAAGGGACUGGACGGUGAAAGAUGUGAAAUCCGGCGAAAUCAUUGCAUUUGCUACAAGUACUUGGGUUAUGAUGAAUAUGGACACCAAGGUUAUUCAGCGGAUUACGGAUUCGAUACGGGCUGAAUAUGCUCCGUGGGCAAGGGAUCCUCCGAUAUGGGCUCUAUCGGAAGAUCGAAUUAAAGCAAGCUCUGGACGUAUUCCUAAAAUUAAUGGAGAUGCAGAAUUCCAGAGAACUGGACUUUAUCCAACAGAGAGAGAUCUGGAUAUGAACCAGCAUGUCAACAACGUCAAGUACAUUAGCUGGACAAUAGAGAGUUUACCCCUUGAAUUUAGAGCAACUCACGAGAUACGCAAGAUCACACUUGAAUAUCGCCGGGAGGUUCAAAAAGGCGACACUGUGGAAUCUAGGGCAAAGGCAGAGCUUGGCAACAAUGAAGACAGUCGGGAGUCGUCGGAGGAACGGUUUAUACAUGUCAUCAGAAAUCAGGAUGGCCAAGAAAUCAACAAGGGGCGCACAGUUUGGACUCGUUUAGAAUAAUCGUGAGUCUGAUAAUGGUUUGCGCAAGUGAAAGUGAUUCUCAUGUGAACAAAUACUACACUCAAUACUGCUGCUUUAUUCUUGCAAAAGCGAGAUUUAGCUUUGGAUAGUGUCCCGAUGCAAUUUACUGAAACGGUGUAUUUUUAGAAGUGACUGAUAUGAGCUUUUCACCAGACUUUGUAACGUAAAUGAGGUCCACUGGCAGUGCUAGAAUUUUGUUUAACAGUAAGUUUUUUGUUGGUCGUCAAUAUUUGUUAGUAUUGGUGAUACUCAGUGGUCCAUCUGGCCACCAGAAACUCUACUGAAUGUAUUUGAAGUGGAUCAAUUGAUUUCAGACACCAUGACAUCUCACACUUUGGUAUA
Physcomitrium patens is the source of this 1992-nucleotide messenger RNA. Its product is annotated as oleoyl-acyl carrier protein thioesterase 2, chloroplastic. Lineage: Eukaryota; Viridiplantae; Streptophyta; Bryopsida; Funariales; Funariaceae. Gene Ontology annotation, biological process: fatty acid biosynthetic process. Gene Ontology annotation, molecular function: acyl carrier activity; fatty acyl-[ACP] hydrolase activity. The record is from RefSeq and is a predicted model, not a curated record.